Brassica oleracea var. oleracea is the source of this 354-nucleotide messenger RNA. RefSeq names its product tobamovirus multiplication protein 2B-like. The record is from RefSeq and is a predicted model, not a curated record. NCBI's taxonomy places the organism in Eukaryota, Viridiplantae, Streptophyta, Magnoliopsida, Brassicales, Brassicaceae. The coding region runs from base 64 to 354 and encodes 96 amino acids. The transcript is spliced from 3 exons.
UUUACAAGUUGCCACCUAUAUUUUCCGUUUUCUUAAAAAAAUUACGAAGGGCGAAAACAGAUAAUGGCGACGGCAUCGGAGAACGCAAGAGGAGGUGACAAAACGGCGAAGGCAGUCGUCGCCGAUCAGAUAUCGCAGGCUGUUAAUUCUACUGCUAACCUUCUCCAUCUGAUGCGUCAAUCGUCUUCUGCUCAGGCCCAGUUGGCAAAGCUCCCAAAGAAUCUUUUGGCCAAAGCUUCUUUAACUAAGGCCACUGGACAAUCGUUGGCGCAGCUUCCUCAAGUGAUUUCAUCUCUGGAUGCCCAUAUAGAAAGCGGCUUUCGUACUUCCUCCCUCAUGACACACACAUGCUAG